This is a messenger RNA of Alternaria conjuncta, 411 nucleotides long. RefSeq lists its product as uncharacterized. The record is from RefSeq and is a predicted model, not a curated record. NCBI's taxonomy places the organism in Eukaryota, Fungi, Ascomycota, Dothideomycetes, Pleosporales, Pleosporaceae. Bases 1 to 411 code for a protein of 136 amino acids. The transcript is spliced from 2 exons.
AUGGAACGGGAUGACCAAACACCACCCUGUGGAGGCCAAAAAGUCAAAAGUGACACCUGGAGUGAUGUCUCGUACGAGAGACUCCCUUCUGAAGUGAGGAAUGAUCGCGGAAGAGACUUGAUCGCGCAGCUGUCUGAUAUAAACGAGAAUGACCUCCUUCCUGACCUACGCAACCUGUGGAUUACAUUCCAAUUACAUGAACUGGACGCAGGCGCUGCAUCGAAAAUGACCCAGGCCGCAGAGCUGGAGGCACAGUCAGCGGCUCUAGUGGCACAGGCUGAAGUGCACAAGUCUGAGGCUGCGAAGAUGCGAGUGGAUGCCGCGAGGACCUACGCAGAAGCGGCAGAGCUGCGUCUUCGCCGAGCACGGCGGGAUCUAGAGGCAUGGCUCUCCACAGAUAACAAGACAUAG